Messenger RNA from Tarenaya hassleriana, 847 nucleotides. RefSeq names its product vesicle transport protein GOT1. Gene Ontology annotation, biological process: endoplasmic reticulum to Golgi vesicle-mediated transport; retrograde transport, endosome to Golgi. The record is from RefSeq and is a predicted model, not a curated record. Bases 150 to 542 code for a protein of 130 amino acids. The transcript is spliced from 7 exons. Lineage: Eukaryota; Viridiplantae; Streptophyta; Magnoliopsida; Brassicales; Cleomaceae.
CAGAACAAUUUAUAUGAAACUCUCUCCAAUAUAAUAGUGGUGGAAUCUCUGAUCUUUUCGCCUUCUUCGGAAUUCGGCUUCUUCGUCCUCUGCUUCUCUUUGCUCUCUGCAAUUGCGCCUCUUUCAUCUGACGAACAGAUCAUUCCACGAUGGUGUAUGAAAUAACUGAGCAAAAAAAAGUUGGUUUGGGCCUCAUCGGUUUUGGUAUCGCCUUCUCAUUUCUGGGUGUCAUCUUGUAUUUCGACAGAGGUUUGCUUGCUCUGGGAAAUUUGUUUUGGUUAACAGGUGUUGGACUUUUGCUUGGUUGGCAGUCAACUUGGAGGCUUUUUACCAACGUAAAUAACUUGAGGGGUACUGUCUGUUUCCUUCUUGGGAUCUUUCUCAUAUUUGUUCGCUGGCCUAUCAUCGGUAUUAUCUUGGAGAUAUAUGGUUGCAUUGUCCUGUUCGGUGGGUUUUGGUCGUCUGUAAGGAUAUUUCUUUCCCAGAUUCCUUUUGUUGGAUGGAUCAUUCAGUACCCUCUCAUGGCAAGUAACCCUGAAUAGUGUUCUUGAUCAUCUUAUACGAGGUUCCCGUUGAAAAAAAAAAGAGGAAGCAAGCACCAUUCCGAGGUUCAUCACUGUACCGAAAUCUCUCCGAAGUUUUUGACUCUCCAGAGAUGGAUCCAGAUCUGGGUAGAGGAAUGAAGAUCGGGUUUCUUUUGUUCUUGUAGAACUAACUGGUCAGAGACUGUUCGUUGUUAGCUUCUGUCUGUAAAGGACAGAUCUUGUUUCAGAUGUUUUUUUUUUUUUUUUUUGAAUCUUGAGAUGCGAAAUUUGUAUACGUUUGUUUGUCAACGGUUUCAUGUCAA